AGCGCAGAUGAAAUUUUUAUUGCAAAUGGUGGUGACGGAAACGAUCCUAUAGUUGCGCAUGGAUUUUUUCACAUUCAAUUUUGCUGUAAAAUUUUCGUAAAUUUGUUGUGUGCCGUCGUUGCACAAUAACCAUAUAAUAAAUGUUUAUAAACAACAGCGUGUGUUUGUGAAUUGUACAAAAAUUCGAACGCAGAAACGGUUUUUUUAGGUGAAAUUCAAAUUAAAGAAGAGCUUUGCAACGGCUUACUGUCGAGAUCGUCUUCUGCCGACAUAAACUAAGUUACCAAAAUGGCAGCUAAUAACAAUAUUAACAUGCACAGUAUGUCCCCGCAACAUAUGUCGCCGCUAACCGGUGGCAUUAUGCCACAAUCUGUUAUUGCAUCAACCGGCAGUGUCAACCCUAUGAUCGGCAUUCCAACUAUGCCUCAACCAUCAAGCAGCGCACAAAGCGCUUGGGAUCAACUGACAGCGUCGUCAUCUUCAAAUGUGAAUGUGCUGAAUACCACCCCAACAACAAAUCUAAUCGCUAGCGGUGGUGCUCUAGGUAUGGGAAUUGGUAGUCAAUCCAACAUGACCACAUUACAAACGCUGCCAUCAGGAAGUAAUAAUAUUAUGGGUGUGGUUGGUGGUAUUUCGGGCACUGUCAAUACAGGUGGCACAGCUGUCGUAUCAAUGUCGGAUCCUAACGGUCUUGGAUUGAGUAAUAUGUCUGGCGGUAAUUCACCAGCGGCUAGUUGUGCUUCUCCCUCGACACCGACAAAAACAAAUGCACCGCCAUUGGACGGUAUGAUGGCGCACACUCCUACUCAAGGACCUCCUGCUAUGCAUAGCGGCGGCUAUGGUGAGGAAUUGACGGCUGAACUUGUUAAUCAAGGUUGGCGUAAAUUUUGGUCAAAACGUGAAAAUCGACCAUAUUACUGGAAUAAAAUAACUGGUGAAUCUUUGUGGGAAAUGCCCGGUGCACGUCCGUUCGAUCCACUAACAGAUCCUUUGGGCAUUUGUCACAGUGGCGGUCAACCGUCCAUGAAUCCCGGCAUGCCUCUUCAUCCGCAUCAUAUGCAACACCCGAAUUUAAAGCGUCGUCCCUCGGAUGACAUGCAUCUUCAUUCACACCAGCAGCAUCCUCCAUUGAAGAAAUUCGUAUUGGCUGGUCCUUGGGAUUUAGAGAUUUGCACAAAUGCGGUGAUUGUUGAACGGCCGCCAACGUUGCUGCCACAGCCACAUCCCGAAAUUGAAGCUUUGCGCGCCGCCUACACAAUGAAGCUUGUGAAAACGUACGAUGAUAUAUGUGUGCGACGCCAGAAUAUUAAAGCGCCCAAAGAUUCUUUCAACCGUUGGUUAAUGGAGCGUAAAGUGAUUGAUAAUGGCUGCGAUCCACUGUUACCAAGCAGUUGCAACCCAGAGAUAUCGCCCUCAAUGUAUAGAGAAAUUAUGGCAGAUAUACCCAUUAAGAUUGUUAAACCGAAAUUUACAGGUGAUGCACGCAAGCAACUGUCACGUUAUGCCGAAGCCGCUAAACAGAUCAUUGAAUCACGUACUGCACCAGCUGAGAGUAAAAAGGUCGUUAAAUGGAAUGUUGAAGAUACAUUCCAGUGGCUGCGCCGUACUGUUGGCGCUAGCUAUGAAGACUUUCAAGAUCGUCUCGCCCAUUUAAAGCGGCAAUGCGAGCCACAUCUUGUUGAGACCGUGAAAAGUUCCGUAGAGGCGCUCUGCAUUAAAAUCUAUCACUUGAGCGCUGAACAUGCUCGUAAAAUACGCGAGCGUCAUAUGCAAUUGCUAAAGGAGCACGGCAUCCCGGAGCCGACGCCACCACCACCACCGCCGCAUCUUAAGAAAGUGUGGUGCUAUCCGAUACAGUUCGCUGUACCAUCACCGCGUAUGCCAGCAAUUGAAUACGUGCAGGAUCGCGACCACAUGAUAAUAAAGUACACGCCAAGUACACAUACUCAACCCGAUGCGCAAUACAUCAAUUUAACACAUCUGCAAAAGUUGGAGCAAUUGUAUCGACACAAUUGUUUCGAUGAUAAGAAAUUCGAUUUGUUUAUUGGACGUGUUUGGUGUUUGCUUAAGCGCUAUCAAUCGUUCCUCGUUAAUUUAUUGAACUCGUCACAGGAGGCGGAAAUGACACAAGCAUCGUUGCCGGUACCGGUUUUCGAAUGUUUGCAUCGACACUUUGGUGUUAGUUUUGAGUGUUUCGCAUCGCCCUUUAAUUCAUACUUUAGACAAUAUUGUUCUGCGUUCGCAGAUACCGAUGCUUAUUUUGGCUCCAGAGGGCCGUUCCUUGACUUUAAACCAGUAUCCGGUUCUUUUCAAGUUAAUCCACCACAUUGCGAGGAACUUAUCGAUAAGGCCUUAUUGCACAUCGAUAAAUUGCUCACCGAUACAAUGGAGCCUUUGAGCUUCAUUAUAUUUUUGCCCGAAUGGAAGAGUAUUGCAAAACUGGAGGAGAGCAUGUUUAAACGCCGUUCCAUGGUGGUUUUGGGCAUGGCACAUGAAUAUCGUCAUGGCUACCAACAUAUUAUACCAAAAGCUGACGUCAAUGUAAAAUGUAUGCAGGGUACCCAGGUGGUUUGGUUGCAAAAUAGCGCCGGUCACACUCGUUGGGGCCCCAAUGAAAAUCGUGUUGAAGCGUUGCGUGAGGCAUUCAGGCCACAGCGCGAUCGUGAGCGUGAACGUGCAGCAGCCGCAGCAGCUGCAGCUGCUUCAUCGCCACAAUCAGUUACACAUCAGUCUUCGGCUGUGCAUACUCUCAAUAAUAACACAAGUAACAGCAACAACCUUGGGGGCGGCAGCAGCAGCAACGUUGCAAACAUAAAUGCCAGCACUUCAGCAGCCUCCGCCUCCGGAGUUGCUCUGUCUACAAAUACUAAUUCAACCGUAAAUCUUAACCUUAUUGGCAGUGCCAGUAAUUCAAUGCAAUCUUCGGGAGCACCACUCUCACCGCAUACGCCACCAAAUAUGACGACAUCAUCGACCGGUUCGCCAGCUAUGAGCAUCCAAAGCGCCUGUUCUUCACCUUCAUCUUCGUCAAUGUCACUUUCGCCUGCUGCACCGAGUGCCGUAGGUAUGUUAGAUGGUGGCAAUACUUCGGUAUCUAUUACAGCAACAGCCACGGCAACAGGUGGUGCAUUCGCCAGUCUCGUAGCUUCUUCCACGUCCUCUGGCAAUGUCGUAGGUGGUGCAACCUCUGGUGCUGGAGGCAGCGCUAUCAGCAGUAAUGCCGGCCAAGCUGUCGUCAACUCCGCAGUUUAAACGUGCAUUGAUGUUUUUAAGGCUUUGCUAAUGCAUCAAGAAAGAAUUAAAUUACGAAUUGAAAUUAAUUAAGAUAGAAAUGAAGUGGUGACCAGAAAAAAUAGAAUAAGUACAAAGGUUUGUUGCUAUUGAUUUCUACAUCCAAGCACACCAUAGGAUGGGUAACAAACCUUUUCUAUUUUUGACGUUAAUGUAAUUUAUUUAUUAAGGGAGAAAGUGAAAUAUGUAUGAAAGUGUAAAGAAACAAAAAUCUAGUAAGAAAUAUAGUUCUAGUUAUAGAAAAGGAUAAAAAAAAAAUAAUUCAAAAAUUUUGAAUUCUUUUUAAACAUGCAAAUAAAAUAUACAAACUGUAUGUGUUUAUACUAUACGAUCACUUCACCAUUGUCUAUUUUUAGUAAUGUAGUAUACAUAAAAUUUACUUUAACAUAAAAACUUUACUCUUUGGCUUGCUAUUGCGACGUCGACUAGUAGAGAACUGCAAUGUCUUCUUCUAUACUUCUUUUACUAUUUUUAUGUAAUUUUUACACUGAUGCAAAAUAUAAAGUAUUUGGUAAACAAGAAAUGUAAUACACCUUUUUGUUUUUGGUGCCAAUUAACAUUUUUAAAAUAAAUUUUAAGUUGACUAAAAUGCUUUAAGCUACAAAAUUUAUUAUUUCCUGUGGCAAAAACAAAAGCGAACAAUCAUAAAUGUAAAUUCAAUAUUUUACAUGCCAUUUGUUUUAGUUUUAAAUUGGCAGGUUGCAGGUAUUUUUGUAUUUAUCAAAAACAGCGUGUGCCGUACGCUGGGGUCUAAAAAUAAAAUAGUUAAUGAAAUCAACGUCAAAUAGCGAAUAGCGUAAUUGCAACAGUAUAAAAAAAUAUGAAUAGUAACUUGAGACUUUUAAGAGGGCAGCUAAUUUAUUACUGUUUUAUAAAAUCAAAAUUGAAUUAGCUAUCGAUUAACGAAAUUUAAUUAUUCACACAACAUUUUGAAGCUGAAUGAAGGGUAAUGAUAUUGUGAAGUAGAAAGAAACGUAACUUUACAUUCAUAUAAGAAUUGGGAAUGACAAUUUAGUUUAUUUAUCCAAAUCGGUAUUAGACAAUUUCUGCAUCGAAUGUGGAAGCUCAAACUGAAUCUGAUGCAGGCUGAUUAUAAAUAUGAUUUUCUUUCAGUGCAUUUUUGUUUUUUAAUUUUCUUCUAAGGCAGGCGUUAGCUUUUUGAGAUACAUUUGAAAAAUAAUAAUGCUUUCAAUAAAUUUUUGGCCUUUUUUAAGGUGUGAAUUGUUAGAAAAAGCAAUUAUGCACCAAUACGGAAUUACUAAAUUUUUAUUUAGGUGUUGCUUAAAAGAGUUUUUAAACUUCUCGCUGUCAAUAUACAUAAUAAUUUUGUAUACGAUGGGAUCGAAGCGUCGUAACUUAUCACAAUAAUUUCGAUUUUUAAGGUCUCUUAAAAAAAGUGUUUUAAUUUUAUGGCAAUGCUUAUUUAGAAAGUUCAAGUUCCCGAAUCCUCACACUUUUAUUACAAGUAAAAUUAAAAUUAAAAAAAUUUUAGCGGAAAACAAGAUAACUAAAACUCCAAAAUAACGCUAAAUAUGUACAAAAUAACUAUUAAAUUGAUAUAUAAAAAUAAAGUAGUUGUAAAAAUAUGUGGAAAAAGCAAAAAACUUUAACUAUACAUCGUUUAAAAUUGUCAUACAACAGUAAAAGAAAGAUGGUUAAAAACGCCAAAACUACAGAAGCACUUGACAAGAAACAAAAAAAAUUUUUAACAUAUUCAAAUAUGUAAAACUUGACUUGAAAAUUAAAAAAAAAUUAAGACUCAACAUGUAAAUACUAAAAUGAAAUCAAAGCAUGAAGUAAGAAAAAACACCUAGACGGUCCUCACCAAAUUUUAAAUGUAAUACAAAUCGAACAAAUGACAUUGAAUUGCCUUCCCUUUGUUUUUUUUUUAUUCAACUUUUAAAAGUAAAAAGAAUCAUACAUUCAUACACUUGUAGCAAUAAUUCAAACACCAAUGUACAGUUACUUAACAAAAUGUUUUAUCAUUAUUAAAAAAUUAACAAAACAAAAAAGUGCAAUCGAUGCUGUUUAAUGUCACAGAAAAAUACAAAAUCCAUAGCAGUUAUUACACUUAAACAAUUUCAAUGCAAAUUCUUGGCUUAAUAUACUCUGGCUCACCCUCGCUCUCUCUCUCGCCUCCUUUUUUACAUGUUGCUUUGUUUCCUAUUAAAUUACAAUAUCAAUAUUUUCCGUCAAACUACUUUUUGCUGUCAAACUAACUCGCUCAUGCAAAAUCACGCCAUCCAACUAACAUAGCCUCCAUAAAAACCAAUUGAUUGCGUAUGCGCAUAGUAUUCAUUAGAUGUACUGCAUGCAUAUGCACAUACACACAUACAUAUAUUAGCAAAAUUUAUUGUUAGUAAAAAGUUGCACCCAAUACCUACUCAUAGCAGCCGAGAAAAUAAAUGCAUUUUUAUCCAGUAGAAUAACUGUUUAGCAAAAAGGAACAGCCAAGACACACAUAAAUGAGAAAACUAAAAACUUAACAAUAAAUUGUUGAUAUUUUAUUGAAUUAUUGCAAAAACAAAACAAACACAAAAAAAACAAUAAAAGGAAAAUGUGUAGUUCAAAUUUUUGUUGUAUUGUUAU
Messenger RNA from Anastrepha ludens (Mexican fruit fly), 5880 nucleotides. It is a transcript of the gene Pcif1, whose product is annotated as mRNA (2'-O-methyladenosine-N(6)-)-methyltransferase. The record is from RefSeq and is a predicted model, not a curated record. Bases 289 to 3252 code for a protein of 987 amino acids. Gene Ontology annotation, molecular function: RNA polymerase II C-terminal domain binding; mRNA (2'-O-methyladenosine-N6-)-methyltransferase activity. Gene Ontology annotation, cellular component: nucleus. NCBI's taxonomy places the organism in Eukaryota, Metazoa, Arthropoda, Insecta, Diptera, Tephritidae. The transcript is spliced from 7 exons.